This is a messenger RNA of Oncorhynchus kisutch (coho salmon), 7664 nucleotides long. RefSeq names its product forkhead box protein J3-like. Lineage: Eukaryota; Metazoa; Chordata; Actinopteri; Salmoniformes; Salmonidae. Gene Ontology annotation, biological process: regulation of transcription by RNA polymerase II. Gene Ontology annotation, molecular function: RNA polymerase II cis-regulatory region sequence-specific DNA binding; DNA-binding transcription factor activity, RNA polymerase II-specific. Gene Ontology annotation, cellular component: nucleus. The transcript is spliced from 12 exons. The record is from RefSeq and is a predicted model, not a curated record. The coding region runs from base 2344 to 4212 and encodes 622 amino acids.
AACGGGGUUUUAGCUGCAUCCUAGCCCUGCUUCAUAAUUAGAAUGCAGUGGAUCACUGCCACUGUGUUACAGGUUAGGACCGGCUCCAGAGAGCGACGCACAGGUUAGGACCGGCUCCAGAGAGCGACGCACAGGUUAGGACCGGCUCCAGAGAGCGACGCACAGGUUAGGACCGGCUCCAGAGAGCGACGCGCACACAGACCAUGCAGAGUUAGUUAGGGUGAGGUUUAGACACCGAGUGAUGUGGCUUGUGUUGAAAUGCAAUAAUUUGAAUAACAAUCUGGGAUUCCUGUGUUCAAUGGUACUUAAUGAGAAUACGGUAUUUAUUUGCUCUAGGAGAGGGUUGGGCGCCGACCGUGCCGCUCUGCCAUCAUUUUAUCAUGAUGAAUCACUCUCAUUAGCAGGUCCUGACUCACCUUUUAUUUCAAUUAGCUCCAGAGCCACUGUGGUGUUUGGUAGUGUCAUGUAAUAAAGCAGCAGUGAGCUAUAAGUGCUGCUACUGCAUCUCCUUUCAGAUCGGGGUCUGUUACCACUAGACUGAGGUUUCAGUCGGUGAGCUGUGGCUGCACACUAACCUAGUCUCUGUCAAGGGCAUUCCUACUGCCCCUCAAACCCUCAGCGAGCGGCCUGUGAGGUAUUUAAUACAGCAAGGCGGGCUUAUGAGGACACAUACAGAGUGGAGAUUCCGCUCUCUUUCUCCUGCAGGACUUUCUCUCCGUCAUAGUGCGGUGUCUCUACAAAGGGGGCUUGUUUUGCAUGGCGGCAUGCGUUCACCUAUCUAUGCCUGUACAUUUAGGCCUAGGUCUCUGGUUUAAAAUAGAAGCAGGGCCGCGAUCGCAGAGAGAAGCUGUUUGUGGGUGCAGAGGACUGAGCUGAGGACUGUGGUUGGCACAACUGCACAAGGCUGCUUGUUUAUGUCAGAGGCUCCGCCUGUGGGAGAGAAAGGGGAGGGGAGUUUACUAACCUCACGAGGGUCGCAAUUCCUCAUGAGCCAUUCCACCAUUUCGCUGGCAGUUGUGAAAACAAUUCCCCAUCUAGCAUGGGCAGCAGAGCAGAGUGGGCAGGGAGAGGGAGUGUGAAUCAGCUAACUUGCAGGGGGUGGUGGGAUAUUUGGGGUUAGAGUACCUGUGUGCUGGCCUGGGAUCAGGGGUUAUGAGUAGUUGCUAGACAGCCCUGCCUGGUGUUACGAACACGAUUCAGAUUGUUUCUGUGACCACAUAGAGAAACUAAACUGCACUACCAUAGCUCAGGAGUGUAACUGAAGACAUGGCACAGACUUGGGGCCAGACUGAGUCAAUCAAACCUGCCGGUGUCCAGUAUCUGUUUAAACAACAACACUGCCUAUAUGCUAGUGAUGGAGGAAAAAAUCAGUACAGUUACAAUAUUGUCCAAAAAUAAGAUUGGGAUUUAUCAAUAUUUUACUGUAAAAAAAUUAAACUAUGAAUAUAUUCACACGUACGUGUAUGUUUUCCUUCUCCUUUAGUUAGCACUAGUGGACUGGACUUGCUCCAGAAGUUCUGUGUUUUUCAACCCAAAGCUUGUUCUCCAUUUCUUUCCUAAUAGUGAGCCAACAUGUCUUCAGCACUUAUUGAUAAACUCGUUUUGUCAUGCUCUCCCUCUGCUGCAGACAUAUGGUGAGCUGUAUGUGUGGAACAUCAAAUCACAAUAAAAUAGAAGUAUCGAAUCGAAAUACAUAUAUAGAAUCGUGAGAAUCUCUCUUAACCGCAGGUAGCCUAGUGGUUAAGAGCGUUGGGACAAUAACCGAAAGGUUGCUGGGUCGAAUCCCCGUGCCAACUAAGUGAAAAAUAGGUCUGCGCUGUUGAGCAAGGCACUUAAUCCUAAUUGCUCCCGUAAGAGCGUCUGCUAAAUGACUAAAAUGGCAAUGUAAAUAUUGUAUUUGCACUUAGUGUCAUUAUUAUUUUAUUGCCAGGUCCCUGGCAUUUCCCAACCCUUCUAUAUUCACAUGAAAAAUGGGAAGCAUCCACAUGUUAAGGGAGCCCUGGUAUUUUGAAAGUACCAAAAACCAGUCUGCAGUGUACAGUUUCACUACAGGAAAUAUGGAACUAAUUUGAUACUGAAUGCUUAGCUAGCUGCCAGACAUGUUUGUGUAAUUAGUUAUGCUCAACCAACCUCAUUGUUAGUGUAAUUUCCAAAUGUGAGUAGCUGGACUAAAAACUCUGCUUCUUCUUCAUCUUCUAGGUUUCACUCAGAGACAGCUAGAUCGCUGAAGCCCUGAGCUGGGGGAGCCCUGUCCUCAGCCUCCACUCAACUCACCUGGCUUGCAUUUUACCCAUCAACCCCCUUCUACCACGCAGACUCGCUGCAGCCCAGCCUGUCGUCACUAUGACGUCGGAGCUGGAGAGUAGUCUGACCUCCAUGGAUUGGCUGCCUCAGCUGACCAUGCGGGCAGCCAUCCAGAAGGCUGAUGCCCAGGGGCACCACGGGGGGCCGGGCAUGGGCAAGAAGAGUGCAAUGCUGGACCCCAACACCACUCUGGACCAGGAGGAGGUCCAGCAGCACAAAGACGGCAAGCCGCCCUACAGCUACGCCAGCCUCAUCACCUUCGCCAUCAACAGCUCGCCUAAGAAGAAGAUGACCCUGAGUGAGAUCUACCAGUGGAUCUGUGACAACUUCCCCUACUACCGGGAGGCAGGCAGCGGCUGGAAGAACUCAAUACGGCACAAUCUGUCAUUGAACAAGUGUUUUCUCAAAGUGCCUCGCUCCAAAGAUGACCCAGGAAAGGGCUCCUACUGGGCCAUCGACACCAACCCAAAGGAGGACGCCCUGCCCACACGGCCAAAGAAGAGGCCGCGGUCCGGAGAGCGGGCUUCCACACCGUACACCCUGGAGUCGGAGACUUUGGGAAUGGACUGUAUGAUCUCUGGAAGUGCCUCUCCAACUCUGGCAAUCAACACUGUGACUAACAAGGUGGCAUUAUACAACCCAGACCAGGAUGGGAGUGACAGCCCAAGAAGCAGCCUUAACAACAGCCUGUCUGACCAGAGUCUGGCCUCCGUCAAUUUAAACAGUGUGGGCAGCAGCGUGCACAGCUACACACCGGUGACUAACCACCCAGAGCCGGUGUCUCAGUCGAUGAGCCUCCAGCAGCCCCUCCAGCCCCAGUACAACAUGCCAGAGAGGGACAAGCAGCUCCUCUUCUCCGACUUUGAAGAUCUCAGUGCCUCCUUCCGCAGCCUUUACAAGUCUGUCUUUGGGCAGUCCUUCAGCCAACAGGGUUUGAUGGGCAUGCCAACGGAAUCGUCCCAACAGACCCACACCUCCUGCUCCUAUCAGCACUCACCCAGUGGCACCAUUAGCACCCAGAACAGCCUGACAAACAACCACUCCAGCAGCGGUGGCCAGGUGCCUCUGUCCCACCCUCCCCAGCUCCCUGGCCAGAACGCCCACCCGGGCCAUGGCUCGCCCCACACACAGCACAUCUCCCAGCACGGCCCACACAACCAACAUGGCCAGCACAACCAACACACCCAGCACCAACACCCACAGCACCCCCAUCACCCUGCACACUCCCAGCAUGGUCCGCACCCAUCACAGCACACGCCGCACCCCUCCCAACACACACAGCACACCCAGCACCCUUCCCAACACUCACAGCAGCACGGCCAGCACCCCUCCCAGCAGCAGCAUCAGACUCUGGCUCACCAGCCCCAUCCUGCCCAGCAACAGAUGGCCUGCAACACGGGUCUGCCCUCUGACUGGUACCCAAAUCUGGACGCACUGAAAGAGAGCUGCCGUAUUGCCAGCAGUUAUAACUGGGCUGAUGUCGACCUCUCACCUUUUCAAGGACUGAAGGAGAGCAUGAGACUAGCAGAGCAGAACAACUGGGCCCUGGAGCCCACACAGAUCGCAGAUCUCUGCUCAUCUAUCAACCAGUUCUUCGCCCGCACCGGUGUCAUUCAGCCACAGGGGGCAGUGCAGUCCGUACCCGUAUGCCAUGGCUCCAUGCACCCCAACAAGCCCAGCCAGCACAUGGCCACAGGAAAUCUCUACAUGGACUCAAGACAGAGCAUGUCUAUGAUGGGCCCCCCAGGAUACCCCCACAUGCCCCCAAUGAGCAGCGCAGGUCCCACAAUGACAGGACACCAUGCGCAGAUGAACCAGCAGCACAUGAUCUCUCCCAGAAACUUCCAGAUGCACCGCAUGCCAGCUGAUGACAUCCAGGAUGACUUUGACUGGGACUCCAUUGUCUAAUGUUAGAUGUUCUGCCCCUAACAAGGAACGGUCAGGUGGUGCAGAGCAGGUGGAAGUAGGAGGAAGAAGCCAGGCUGAGCUGUACGCUCUAGCGAGGAGACUGACUUGCUGGUGGGAUACAGAACAGAAGAGCAGGUGUUUUGGGAGGAUAGAGGGAGAGACUUCAGAGUGCUGCCAUUUUUACAAACAAAAUGAAACAUACAAAAUAAAUGUUACUUUGAAGACAAUCAUAUUUACUAGGACAUGUUUAAUCCUCCAGCCCUCGUUCCUCAGCCAGUCCUCGUUCCUCAGCCAGCCCUCGUUCCUCAGCCAGCCCUCUCCCAUCCCCCUCCCAGCCAGCAGCUUUCCAAAGUUCCCCCAGCUCCCUCCGUAACUGUUGUGUGAUUUGAGCGACUUGUUCCGCUUGUUAUCCUUCUCGUGUUGACUUUAGGCCUCGGCUGCCUCUUGGAUGAGUUUCUCUCUUCAUUCGUUUUUAUUAUUUUAUGGAAAACACAGGCCGCCUGUGGUGCUUGUUGGUUUGCUUUGGAUGGAACCCCAUUAGUGGGUGUAUUGGUAGGAAGGUUAGGAUCCCCAAUAGUGGGUGUAUUGGUAGGAAGGUUAGGAUCCCCAAUAGUGGGUGUAUUGGUAGGAAGGUUAGGAUCCCCAAUAGUGGGUGUAUUGGUAGGAAGGUUAGGAUCCCCAAUAGUGGGUGUAUUGGUAGGAAGGUUAGGAUCCCCAAUAGUGGGUGUAUUGGUAGGAAGGUUUACAAUAACUGAGGUUAUGUUUUGAACAGGGUGUUUUGCAUUGAACUAGGCUUCACAUAAAGAACACAAAUGCUUUAUCAUAGAGCGCUGUCCUUUAACCAACACAUCUGGCCCAUUUUUUAUUUUUUUUUAAAGCUAAUUGUGUACAUUCAGAAACAUUACCGGCAGUAUUUGUUGUGGUUUUGUGUCUAUUCUGUUAACAAUGUCAUACCUUUAUCUCCAAUACUCCAAGACUGAAACUGGUAGAUGAAUUCCAGACCUCAUCACCCCCCCCCCCCCUGUCUGGCUUUUUUUUCCUUUGUCAAAAUAAUACUUAGACUUAAAGUAGUCUCAUUCUCAAUCACUACAUUCUUCCACUGGUCCCGCAAUCAAUGAGAUUGAUUAUAAUUUCCCUGUACUAGUGUAUUAAGGAAAUCGUUUGUAGUUAAUACACAAAAUGAAUGAGUACUAGUAUACACCUGUAGGUGUCUUUUCAUAUAUUAAACUCAGUGUACAUGCAGCACAAUGAACUGUAGGAUAUUUUCCUGUUAUCUUCUGAUGCAGGAAAUGUACUGAUAUAACUUAAUUACUACAAACAAUAGGAAUGUUCUUCAUUCAGAUGCUAUACGUCCCAAGUCAUCAGAAUCGAUCUCCCAAAUAUCUUGGUUGUGACCGUCAGACUUACACUGCAAGGCAGAAAAUAUGCUGAAAUACCAUAUAAAAAGGGAACGAGGUGUGUGUGUUUGCCCUAAAAUUACAAUCAUCUGCAUAUGCUAUCAAUGAGCACAAAACAGAUGCAGAAAAAAAGAGAUGAAAGCAAGGGUUCAAGGCAGAUGUGCAUUUUGCAGGCAGGGUUUCUUAUGUUGAGAAAUGAGCUCUGUCUGGUCAACAGCCAGGUGGAGAUGGAGGAUGGGAGACUAGAGGUUCUGGAAACACUCCUGUCCUCUCUGUCGUCUUAAUCAGACUGGCCCUGAACCCCCAUCAUGGUGCUGCGUUAACCCUGUAUGGGAGCAGCACAGUUCAUCUUCCCAUUUUCAUUUGUUCCUCCACUAUUGGCUCUUAGAUAAACUAAAUCUUUGGCUGGAUUUUGUUUUACUCCAUUUCUGAAAAUCAUGACAUUGUUUUGUAAUAUCACAUAAACACCGCUGGGGCCAGACACCAAUAUGUCUCUUGUGACAGUGUACAUGUGUAGAUACUGAACCACCAUUGUCCUUUUGAAACAGGAGGCAGAAGAAGAAGGGAAGCUUGGCUGGUGCUAGUGCUAGUGCUAGCUCUUCUCACAGCUAGCUAUACUGCCAAGCAUAUCUGCAAGGUUUCACAGAUCUUUGAGCAGCCAGUUCGUUAAUACUGCCCAUUGUUUUGAUCUUAAAUGUUUUUUUCUUUUCCUUCUUUUUCCUUUUCUUACUUCUGCUACUUUUACCUGUACCGGAUUUUCGGUUAGAUUCCCAAAUGUUCAUUGUAUUUGAAAGCGUUGUGUGUGGCUGAUUGUCCUGCCUGUGGAUACCCAUUGAGUGUUUUUAGUCUUUGUUUAAUGGCCAAAAUCAGUCAGUCAGUCAGCCAGCCAGCCAGCCAUUUAAAGCACAGUCUGAUUGCUCAUUCAGUUAAAAAGCCAAGAUCACUUAAGAUUGUCAAUCAUUGAGCCCUUCAUUAGUGAAGGAGGACUACUUUAUGGAGAAAAGAUCAGUGUAGUGAUUUUUAAUUGACCAUUUGAUUGCUAGUUGAAGUCAGUGUGGGUGCUGCAGACUCUGGGACUCACCUAAGGAAUGGGCGUUUUGAGGAACACAGUGAGAAUAUGGAUAUAAAAGUGAUAGGGAAGUCUUAGCAGCCCAUGGUUUUGUAUGUUGCAUUUCAUCACUGGUAAUGAUGAAGGCACUAAUGAAAAACUCUCGGACAGCCUUAGGGUAUGUAGUAAAUCCACCCCCACAGCUCAGAGGAGAUGGGAUGGGCUGGAAAGAGCUCAUGGAUGUGAUCAGAGGUAAAGAGGAAGGGAAAGACGAUGACUGGAUCACCCUCUUAACUGUGUGUGUGUGCUUGUGUGUCUGUGUGCGAGUGAGUACAUUUUGUUUAAAAAGACAAUUCAAUUUUUUAAAUACUGCUGGAGAUGUACCUGCCAGAGAGAUUACUAUGAUAUGAAAAAAGAAAAUAAGCCUUGUUCGCUUGUUACAUUAUGGAGAAAACUGCCAAGAAGUACUGCUGAUUGAGGCCUAUUUUAUUCAGUGCUGGUGUGUUGUUGUGCUUCUUGUAAAUAAAUGUCUUUUCAAUCAUCUCUUUUUCCUCUUGGGGGCGGGGCAUCAAGGCAAGGGGUUGGUCUUACUCAUGAGAGGGAAAAGAAUAGAGUAUUUUGUUAUUGUCCAAUCAGAGGGUGAGACCGUAUGUGUAUAUAUCUAUAUUGUAUAUAUGUGAUGAAAAUGUGUUGGCUUUUUGUGACACUACCUUUUACCUGUACUAUGGUUCUACAUUCAGUGUUUCAAUGUUGAUAAUAUAUAUGUUAUGUUUUUCAGUUUUUGAUUUUGUCUUUGUCAUUUCUUGUAUUUGUUUUCUUUUUCUCCUUUUUGUCCUCUUGGUUAUUGCACGGUUUAUUACUUUUGCUGUCCAAUGAGGUGAUACAGCUACUCUUUGUAUUGGUUUAGUGCUGUAAAAUAACUUGUUAUUAGAGUUGUCGAUACCACCCCCAUCCCCAAUAUGCAUGAAUGGCACUUAAACAAAUAAAAUGUUAACUUCACUGUGGAA